Messenger RNA from Chinchilla lanigera (long-tailed chinchilla), 7871 nucleotides. RefSeq names its product supervillin (gene Svil). Gene Ontology annotation, cellular component: cytoplasm; actin cytoskeleton. The transcript is spliced from 40 exons. The coding region runs from base 95 to 6979 and encodes 2294 amino acids. Gene Ontology annotation, molecular function: phosphatidylinositol-4,5-bisphosphate binding; actin filament binding. Lineage: Eukaryota; Metazoa; Chordata; Mammalia; Rodentia; Chinchillidae. Gene Ontology annotation, biological process: barbed-end actin filament capping; actin filament severing; cytoskeleton organization. The record is from RefSeq and is a predicted model, not a curated record.
UUUCUUUUUUUCUUGACCUUCUCACAUCCUCUUUUCUUCUGCUGCUGCUUCUCUUUCAUCGUCAGGUAAUAAGUCAAGACUUGGCAACAUAACCAUGGAGAUCUAUUUCAACAAGAAAAAUUUAAGCUUCAUUGGAUUCCCACAUCAAAGAAAACUUCCAAGCUUUCAGAAAGAGUUCUUACUUGAGAAUAAAGAACAACUUGCUAACCACAGAAGAGGACCCGAUGCUAAGCCGGUACCUGCACUUCCAAAAGUUGCAGAAUUAAGAAAGAUCUUUGAACCAAAGAAAAAAGAAUUUUUAGAAAUGAAAAGAAAAGAAAGAAUUGCCAGACGCUUGGAAGGAAUUGAAAAUGACACCCAGCCGGUCCUCUUGCAGAGCUGCACGGGGCUGGUGACACACCGCCUGCUGGAGGAGGACACGCCCAGAUACAUGCGCGCCUCCGACCCCGCGAGCCCCCACACCGGGCGAUCAAAUGAAGAGGAAGAAACUUCCGGCUCUUCUUUAGAAAAGCAAAGUCGGUCUAAAUACUGCACAGAAACCUCAGGCGUCCAUGGUGACUCGUCCUGUCGCCCAGGCAUCAUGGACCCCCACAGUCAGGAGUCCAAAGCCGAAAGGAUUGCAAGGUACAAAGCAGAGAGGAGGCGGCAGCUGGCGGAGAAGUACGGGAUAGCCCUGGACCCCGAGGAGGACUCUGAGUACUUGUCCCGGUACACCAAGUCCAGGAAGGACCCCGACGCUGUUGAGAAACGGGGAGGAAGAGCUGACCAGCAGGAAGAGUCGAGCACAGACUUGAGUUCUGCCUACUCCAGGCCUGAGACCGUGGGGCUCGGGACCUGUAUGGUCGAACCCGAGCACUACGUCCCGCCCCACAGGAGCGGCCUCACUGACAAGGAGGCUCCCCUAGAGGUGGAGAACCAAAGACGGGGGCAGGAGCUGAGUGCCCCCCGCCAAGCCCAGGACCCGACCCCAGCAGCUGAGAGCUCCACGUCCUUCUCAUUCCCCGGGCGAGGCUCCUCCUUCACUGAAGUGCCAAGGUCCCCAAAGCAAACCUACAGCCCCGCGCUUCAGCAGUCAGCGUCCCCAAGCCACUCCGUGGGGGACCCGGAGGCGCGAUCCAGUGCAGGGAAGGUCAAGCAUGAGUGGUUUCUGCAGAAAGACUCUGAAGGGGACACACCUUCGCUUAUCAACUGGCCCUCCAGAGUUAAAGUUAGAGAGAAACUGGUGAAAGAGGAGAGUGCACGCAGCAGCCCUGAACUUGCCUCCGAAUCCUUCCCUCAGAGGAGACACCAAACAGUCCAUUACCUGUCCUUUCAGUCAGAGAACUCGGCCUUCGAUAGGGUCCCGCGAAGAGCAGGGAGCUCCAGGCGGCAGGCCAGCCGUGCCUAUGUCCAGCCAGCAGAUCCUGUUCCCAUUGCCAAGCUGGUGACAGCGGAAACCCCAGAAAGUAUGUCCGAGUGCAGCUGGGUGGGCUCAGCCACCCCGAAUGUCAUAAAGCCUCCCACCCCGAAGGUUCUAGAAGGUGAAAGAAGGGAUGCCCCGGCCCUCCACAUCUGCGAACCAAAAGCAGAAGAUGUGCUCUUCCCCGACACUCCUGAGAAAGGCCUAGAAGCCCUGGUGACCUUGGAGGAUGAGGGGCCUGCGCGAAGCCAGGAAGAGCCCUCCGGGAAUGAAGACCUAGGUAAGGCCAGCAUCAGCUUAGAAGCUCAGAAGGAGCCACCAGCCCAGCACCCGCCCGCCAAGCGGAUGGGCCGGAGCGAAGUGGUGGUGUACGUUCAGAGUGAGCCUGUGCCCCAAGAGGCCACGUCCACGGAGCACAGGAAGGAAGCAGCCCCCAGGAAGCACAAGGUCCGCACCCGCUCGCUGUCUGACUACACGGGUCCCUCUCAGCUCCACGCCUGGAGGAGCAAGGACUCGGCCGAGCUGGAGAUGCAGGCGUCCAAAGCCGAAGGGCCCUGCGCGGAGCUCGGCAUGCUGGACACCAGGGUCUCUGUCGCCCAGCUCCGAAAUAUGUUUCUGGAGUCUGCCAGAGCCAACAAGAAACCCGACCUCCAAUCACGGGCUGAGCCGUCACCCAGAGGAGCUGGCUUGCCCACCGGUAUGGAGCGGGAGAGAGGGUCCCGGAAACCCAGACGCUAUUUCUCUCCUGGUGAAAAUAGGAAAACUUCUGAGAGAUUUAGAACUCAACCUAUAACCUCAGCAGAACGGAAGGAAUCAGAUAGAUACACUUCAAGUUCAGAAAUGCCAACCGCUGAGGAUGAAGAAAAGGUAGAUGAACGAGCCAAGCUGAGUGUUGCCGCCAAGAGGCUGCUCUUCAGGGAAAUGGAGAAAUCAUUCGAUGAACAGAAUGUCCCAAAGAGACGCUCCAGAAACGCCGCAGUGGAGCAGAGGCUGCGCCGCCUGCAGGACCGGUCUCACACCCAGCCCGUCACCACCCAGGAAGUGGUCAUUGCAGCCACUGAACCUAUCCCUGCUUCACGUUCUGGGGCCGCCCACCCUGUAAUGGCGAGACUUCCCAGUCCCACUGUAGCUAGGAGCUGUGUGCAGCCUGCCAGACUGCAGGCAUCUGCUCAUCAAAAAGCUUUAGCCAAGGACCAGGCAAAUGAGGGCAAAGAUUCCGCUGAACUAGGAGAACCUGAUUCCUCCAGUCUGAGCUUAGCAGAGAAGUUGGCCCUGUUUAACAAAUUGUCCCAGCCUGUCUCAAAAGCAAUUUGUACCCGAAACCGAAUCGACAUGAGACAGAGGAGGACAAAUGCCCGCUAUCAGACCCAGCCGGUCACGCUCGGCGAGGUGGAGCAGGUGCAAAGCGGGAAGCUCAUCCCUUUCUCGCCCACCGUGAGCACCUCUGUGUCCACGUCGUUCUCCACAGCCACCCCCAUGUACGCAGGGGAGCUUCGGACAAAGCCCCCCGCCGAGGACAAUGCAGGUGCCACUGACGCUAAGUUUCCUCCCCUGGUGGAAAAUUCAGACUCUCCAGUUAGAAGCAUUCUGAAGCCGCAGGCGUGGCCGCCUUUGGUGGAGGGGAGUGGGAGCAAAGGAAUGUCGAGGGAAUGUGCAGAGACGGAAGGCCAGGGCGCUGUGCUGGCCGGGGACAGUGGCGGCAAAACGCACAGGUCCUCAGAGGAAGCAGAGCCGUCCUCAGCGCCCCUGGGCCGAGCCAGGGAAGGAGACAGCCACCAGGAGCCCAGACACACCGUUUCCAGGAAAGGAAGCCUGGAGCUCGCCGCUGCCCCUGCUGCCCACCGUGGUGAUGAACUGAAGGAAUUUUUCAGGGGGAAAGGCAGUGCACAAGGAGGCCUGGGCGCGGAGGACGGGCCGCCCUUCGAAGACAAGGUGGACGCGGAGAAUGCCCCCAAAAGGAGGUUUUCGCUCAGAGCAGCAGAGUUUGGGGAGCCUGCCCCCGAGCAGGCUGGGACCGCCCCCACUGGGAAACCCAUUGCUCCAGCGGCAGCCCCCAGUUCCUGGAAGCAGCAGGAUUCCUCCGAGCAGCUACAGGAGAAGUACUGCAAGAGCCCGAGUGCCAUGUUUGCUACUGGAGAGGUCAAAGUGCCAACGGGAGAGGGCGUCCUUGACUCACCCAGCAAAACGAUGUCGAUUAAAGAGAGACUAGCACUGCUGAAGAAAAGCGGCGAGGAGGACUGGAAGAACAGGCUGAACCGAAAGCAGGAGUAUGGCAAAGCACCUGCCGCCAGCAGCCUGCAUGUCCAGGAAGUGGAACAGUCGCUUAAAAAGAAGGAAGAAGGAGGAUUUGCAGAUGAUAAUGCCGUGUCUAAUCUGCUUUGGGAACCUGUAUAUGCUUCUACUUAUUCUCCUGCUAUACCUGCUGCCCAUAAAUACCUGUCUUUUGUAUCUAUUAAUCAGCGGGUCACAGAAAGUCGAGAGAGCCAGAUGACGAUCGAGGAGCGGAAGCAUCUCAUUACCGUGAGGGAAGAGGCCUGGAAGACCAAGGGCAGAGGCGCCGCCAACGACUCCACCCAGUUCACUGUGGCGGGCAGAAUGGUGAAGAAAGGUUUGGCAUCACCCACGGCCAUAACUCCAGUAGCAUCCCCUCUUGGCAGCAAAUCGAGGGGCACUACACCAGUUUCCAAGCCCCUGGAAGACAUUGAAGCCAGACCGGACAUGCAGCUGGAAUCAGACCUGAAGUUGGACAGGCUAGAAACCUUUCUAAGAAGGCUGAAUAACAAAGUUGGAGAAACAGUACUCACUGUCACUGGCAAAUCUGUUAAGGAGGUGAUGAAGUUGGACGAUGACGAGACCUUUGCCAAAUUUUACCGCAGCAUGGAUUAUAACACACCAAGAAGUCCCGUGGAGCUGGACGAGGAUUUCGAUGUUAUUUUUGAUCCUUAUGCACCCAAAUUGACGUCCUCCGUAGCAGAGCACAAGCGUGCGGUUAGGCCCAAGCGCCGGGUGCAGGCUUCCAAAAACCCACUGAAGAUGCUGGCUGCGAGGGAGGACCUCCUUCAGGAGUACACAGAGCAGAGGCUGAAUGUCGCCUUCAUGGAGUCGAAGCGGAUGAAAGUGGAAAAGAUGUCCUCCAACUCCAACUUCUCAGAAGUAACUCUGGCAGGCUUAGCCAGUAAGGAGAACUUCAGCAACGUCAGCCUGCGGAGCGUCAACCUGACCGAGCAGAAUUCCAACAACAGCGCGGUGCCCUACAAGAAGCUGAUGUUGUUACAGGUUAAAGGGAGAAGACACGUGCAGACCCGGCUGGUGGAGCCACGCGCCUCGUCCCUCAACAGCGGGGACUGCUUCCUCCUGCUGUCCCCCCAGCACUGCUUCCUGUGGGUGGGAGAGUUCGCAAAUGUCAUCGAAAAGGCAAAGGCCUCAGAACUUGCAACUUUAAUUCAGACAAAAAGGGAACUUGGUUGUAGAGCUACCUACAUACAGACCAUCGAAGAAGGAAUUAAUACACACACUCACGCAGCCAAAGACUUCUGGAAGCUCCUGGGUGGCCAAACCAGUUACCAAUCGGCUGGUGACCCGAAGGAAGACGAGCUGUAUGAAGCAGCCAUCAUAGAGACAAACUGCAUUUACCGUUUGGUGGAUGACAAACUCGUCCCCGAUGACGACUACUGGGGCAAAAUUCCCAAGUGCUCCCUCCUGCAACCAAAAGAGGUCCUGGUGUUUGAUUUUGGUAGUGAAGUUUACGUGUGGCACGGGAAAGAAGUCACACUGGCCCAGCGGAAAAUCGCAUUCCAGCUGGCCAAGCACUUAUGGAAUGGAACCUUCGACUAUGAGAACUGUGACAUCAACCCACUGGAUCCUGGAGAGUGUAACCCGCUGAUUCCCAGGAAAGGACAAGGGCGGCCUGAUUGGGCAAUAUUUGGGAGACUUACAGAACACAAUGAGACUAUUUUGUUCAAAGAGAAAUUUCUUGACUGGACUGAACUGAAGCGACCUGCUGAGAGGAGUAGUGGGGAUCUUACUCCGCAGAAGGAAGACCCCAGGGCUGACGUCAAGCCCUAUGACGUGACGCGGAUGGUGCAGCUGCCCCAGGUGGUAGCCGGCACCAUCCUGGACGGGGUGAACAUUGGCCGCGGCUAUGGCCUGGUAGAAGGGGACGACAGGAGGCAGUUUGAGAUUGCCAGCAUCUCCGUGGACGUCUGGCACAUCCUGGAGUUUGACUACAGCCGGCUCCCGAAACAGAGCAUCGGGCAGUUCCAUGAGGGUGAUGCCUAUGUGGUCAAGUGGAAGUACAUGGUGAGCACUGCAGUGGGAAGCAGGCAGAGGGGAGAGCAUUCAAUCCGAGUGGCCGGCAAGGAGAAAUGCGUCUAUUUCUUCUGGCAAGGCCGGCACUCAACUGUGAGUGAGAAGGGAACCUCGGCCCUGAUGACGGUGGAGCUGGAUGAGGAGAGGGGCGCCCAGGUCCAGGUCCUGCAGGGGAAGGAGCCACCCUGCUUCCUCCAGUGUUUCCAGGGCGGGAUGGUGGUGCACUCUGGACGCCGAGAGGAGGAAGAGGAGAAUGCGCAGAGUGAGUGGAGGCUGUACUGUGUGCGAGGAGAAGUGCCGGUGGAAGGGAACUUGCUGGAGGUGGCCUGUCACUGCAGCAGCCUGAGGUCCAGGACCUCCAUGGUGGUCCUCAACGUGAACAAGGCCCUGAUUUACUUGUGGCAUGGAUGCAAAGCUCAGGCCCACACCAAGGAAGUGGGCAGGACCGCAGCCAACAAAAUCAAGGAACAGUGCCCCUUGGAAGCUGGACUGCACAGUAGCAGCAACGUGACAAUACACGAAUGUGAUGAAGGAUCUGAGCCCCUGGGGUUCUGGGACGCGUUAGGAAGAAGAGACAGGAAAGCCUACGACUGCAUGCUUCAAGAUCCUGGAAGUUUUAACUUCGCCCCGCGCCUGUUCAUCCUCAGCAGUUCAUCCGGGGACUUCUCAGCCACCGAGUUCGUGUACCCUGCCCGGGCGCCCUCCGUGGUCAGCUCGAUGCCGUUCUUACAGGAGGACCUGUACAGCGCCCCGCAGCCAGCGCUCUUUCUCGUGGACAAUCACCACGAGGUGUACCUGUGGCAAGGCUGGUGGCCCAUUGAGAACAAGAUCACCGGCUCCGCCCGCAUCCGCUGGGCCUCGGACCGGAAGAGUGCCAUGGAGACCGUGCUCCAGUACUGCAGAGGGAAGAACCUCAAGAAGCCCCCGCCCAAGUCUUACCUUAUCCAUGCCGGUCUGGAGCCCCUGACCUUCACCAACAUGUUUCCCAGCUGGGAGCACAGAGAGGACGUCGCUGAGAUCACAGAAAUGGACACGGAGGCGUCCAAUCAGAUCACCCUGGUGGAAGACGUCUUAGCCAAGCUUUGUAAGACCGUCUACCCGCUGGCCGAUCUGCUCGCAAGGCCGCUACCAGAAGGCGUGGAUCCUCUAAAGCUUGAGAUUUAUCUCACUGAUGAAGACUUCGAGUUUGCACUAGACAUGACUCGGGACGAGUACAGCACGCUGCCUGCCUGGAAGCAGGUGAACCUCAAGAAAGCAAAAGGCCUCUUCUGAGCCGGACAGACGCCGCGGCCCGCUGCAGGCGCUGCAGUACCAGCACCACUGCACCAGAAAUCAUGACCUCCCGGACUCUGUUUCUGUUUUAAAGUAUUCUUACAUCGAGUGUUUUCCAAACCUGACCUUGUGAACGACACUACUUGUCCCGGAGUUGUGUAUUUUGUAAAUGUUUAAGAGAACUCUCCGGAAACUUGCUUUCCACAGUUCUGCUGGUGAUGUCAAUAAAGGUCUCUGUCAUGUACUCUUCAGCAGUGAUUCCUCAGCAGCCACCAGAGCCUGCCCUUUCGUUCCAGCUAGGCAUUGCCUUUGUAUUUUUCCUUUUUUGAAGCAGUUCUCUUUAUAAAGUGUUAUUUUGAUAGUUUGUAGAUUCUAAAAUAUAUAUAUUUAUAUAAACACCAUAUAAAUCAAAUAUGUAUCUAACAAAGCAAUAUGUAUUCAUCCACUUUUAAAUUUUUUCUGUUUUGAUGUCAAAAGGUUGUCACAAGGUCGUGGGCAUGGCUUCUGUUGGAUCAGGUCUGCCCCCACCUGUAGCUUUAUACACGUUCAGAAGCUUCCUUCUGACUUAGGCCUGACUUGUUCUGAGUGCUGCUUCCGGUGCUAAAAUGAACAAAGAACUUGUACUCACUGGUGUGGACUCUGAAGACUCUAUGCGAAUCAACCUUUCUACCUUAAUCUCUCCCAAAAAAUGUAUAGUGCCUUGUUUUUAUGUACAGUUUAUAUACGGAAACGUUUGCUCUGCGUUUUUGAUGCUGGCGUAGAACAUUGCCUACAGUUUUACUCUCAAAUAAUAGGAAUAAAAACAUCUCAAUUUGUAAAACCAGUUGUAAACAUUACACGUCAUUUUGUGACCUAGGACUCCAAAAUAAAAACUUCAGAAUAAUCACCACAA